Molecule: messenger RNA, 1161 nt
Organism: Naegleria gruberi
Lineage: Eukaryota; Heterolobosea; Eutetramitea; Acrasida; Naegleriidae
Exons: 1
Coding region: 1-1161 (386 amino acids)
Source: RefSeq, a predicted model, not a curated record
AUGUCUGAACAAGUUUCGUUCCAAUUAUUUGAUUUAUCUCAAGACCUUGCCUUGCUAUCGCACCAAUACGAAAGCAAUCAUCACUUGCACCAAUUAUCAAAACUUCUUCCGUUCGCUCCAUUUCUAAUAAAACUUUUCACACAAGAUUCGUAUUGGAUUUUCAGACUAUUUAAUAAUGGCCAUUUAUUAGUAUUGAAUUUACUUUUUGAUCUUCCCUUCUCAGUGUUGAAAAGACAAGAUUUUUGGAAACAUGCUUGGAAGGAAAUGACUCUGGAUAUGAGAAAUAGAUUAGGUAGUUUAGUUUUUGAAGCUAUUGGAAAGUUAGUACAAUUAACUGAAGAAGAAAGAAAGCUUGUUUAUGAAAUUGCUGAGGAGAGACUGCUGAAUACAGUUUUUCAAACGGAUAUAGUUGUGGAUUAUGCUGAAAUGGCUAGAGAAAACAAUAGUUUACUUUCGAAUGUGGAUUUUGUUCUCCAAGCCAUGAAAUCUGGAAUAGUCCUCUCAGGAGUUGACGAAUCACUACUUAAUUCAAGAGAAUUCAUCUCCAAACAAAUCGAAAUUGACCCAACCCAUCAAGGUCUAGAUUGGAAACUCCAAAAUAAGGAUUUACUCAUUAAGAGUUUCGAAUAUGGACUUCCAAUAUAUUGGAUUGGAGAUAUUGAACCAUGGGAAAAUGAUGAACAAGUUGUAUUAAAAGCAGUCGAAGUGGAUGAUUAUAUCAUUAAUGAUAUACCUUCCAAAUUUGUAGGAAAUAGAGAUUUUUUAAUGAAAGCAAUUUCUUUGAAUGGAAUGAAUUAUAGAUUUUACAAAUCAGUAAUUAUUUCAGAAAUUCCAAAUUUGGAUGAAUUUGAAAUGGAAUUGGUGGCGAAGGAUGCAAAAUGUUUGAAAAUAGUUGAUGAAAAAUUUUCAAAAGAUCCACAAUUGAUUGAGAAAUUAGUUGAAAAAAAUCCAUUUAUAGUUCAAUUUCUUCCAAAUGUAGAAAUCAACUUACUAGAAAAGGCAGGUCAAGUAAUGGUUCAACAAUUCAAGACAAUUACAAAAAAUAACCAACCAGAAGAAAUUAAAUGUAAAGAUUGGAAGAAAUUAAUUAGAGAAAUGAAUUCAAAACCUUCGGAUACAGAACUUUUUAAUAGUUUGAACAAUUAUUUGAUAUUUAAUUAA